Messenger RNA from Humulus lupulus (European hop), 1240 nucleotides. Its product is annotated as zinc transporter 11-like. Gene Ontology annotation, cellular component: membrane. NCBI's taxonomy places the organism in Eukaryota, Viridiplantae, Streptophyta, Magnoliopsida, Rosales, Cannabaceae. The record is from RefSeq and is a predicted model, not a curated record. Gene Ontology annotation, molecular function: zinc ion transmembrane transporter activity. The coding region runs from base 62 to 1084 and encodes 340 amino acids. Gene Ontology annotation, biological process: zinc ion transmembrane transport. The transcript is spliced from 2 exons.
CUUAAAAGCAAAUCAACCACACAUACAUAUACAGCUAACUAAGCUGACCCCAUUUCCCAAAAUGCCUCGCUUAGCCACUCUUCUUCUCCUCUCUCUACUCCUCAUCCUCCUCACCACGACGGCCCUGGCUCACAGCGGCCACGACGACGACGACGGCGGCGAUGAUGAUCAUCAUGACUCAACAGAAGACUCCAAAGGGUCUCUUGAUCUUCGUUCAAGGCCUUUGAUAUUGGUCAAAGUUUGGUGCUUGAUUCUCAUCUUUGUUGGGACCUUUCUAGCUGGUUUGUCUCCCUAUUUUCUGAAAUGGAACGAGGGUUUUCUGGUUCUUGGCACACAGUUCGCCGGAGGGGUUUUUCUGGGCACUGCUCUUAUGCAUUUCUUAAGCGAUGCUAACGAGACUUUUCAGGACUUGACUGAGAAAAAAUAUCCCUUUGCCUUCAUGCUCGCUUGUUUUGGAUAUUUGUUGACUAUGUUUGCCGAGUGUGCCGUUACUCGUUUUUUAUCUAAGCAAAAUGAUGAUCCUGCUAAAGAGCAUCACCAAGAAGGUAGUAUUGAGAAUGGAACAAGUAACAACCAUCAUACAAAUCCAGCUACAAGAGUUGUAGCAGGUUCACUAGGAGACAGUAUUUUGCUAAUUGUAGCCUUAUGUUUCCACUCCAUCUUCGAAGGAAUCGCCAUUGGAGUAGCCGAGACCAAAUCCGAUGCUUGGAAAGCCUUGUGGACAAUCUCAUUGCACAAAAUAUUUGCAGCCAUAGCCAUGGGAAUAGCCCUACUCCGGAUGAUCCCCAACCGGCCGCUGCUGUCGUGCGCUGCCUAUGCGUUCGCCUUCGCCAUUUCUAGCCCUAUUGGAGUUGGAAUCGGAAUCAUCAUCGAUGCCACUACACAAGGCAAAGUGGCUGAUUGGAUCUUUGCCAUUUCCAUGGGAUUGGCUUGUGGGGUUUUCAUUUAUGUCUCAAUUAACCAUCUUUUGGCCAAAGGCUACAUACCCCAGAAGCCUGUUGCUGCAGACAAGUCUCAUUUCAAGUCUUUGUCAGUGUUGCUUGGUGUUGAGGUCAUUGCUAUUGUGAUGAUAUGGGACACUUGAGACUCUCUCAUGUGAUGCAUACUUAAAAAGUUUGUGGUUAGUUAAUUAAUUACUUAGUUAAUUAGAUGAUACAACUAGGUGGUUUUGUUUGGAUUUUGAUGUAAAUGGAGAUUUGGUGUUUGAUAUAAUACUAAAGAAAUCUCUUUUGUAAGAUAA